Molecule: messenger RNA, 1977 nt
Organism: Brachypodium distachyon (stiff brome)
Lineage: Eukaryota; Viridiplantae; Streptophyta; Magnoliopsida; Poales; Poaceae
Product: calnexin homolog
Exons: 6
Coding region: 86-1702 (538 amino acids)
Biological process (GO): protein folding
Cellular component (GO): endoplasmic reticulum; endoplasmic reticulum membrane
Molecular function (GO): calcium ion binding
Source: RefSeq, a predicted model, not a curated record
UAGUGCUGCCCCGAUAGCCCCCAAAGCACGGACGCUGCUGGUCUUCUUCUCUGGGGAACCACCGGAUCGAGCGGGGAGAUCCAGGAUGACGACGGCAUGGCGCGCGCUGCUGCUACUGGUUGUCUCGGCGGUGCUCGUCCAGAUCCGCGCCUCUGAGCCGUUGCUCUACGAGCCGUUCGACGAGAGCUUCGAGGGGAGAUGGGUCGUCUCCGGCAAGGACGAGUACAAGGGUGUAUGGAAGCAUGCCAAGAGUGAUGGACAUGAGGACUACGGUCUCCUUGUUAGUGAGAAGGCCAAGAAAUAUGCCAUAAUUAAGGAGCUGGAUUUCCCAGUCACUUUGAAGGAUGAGACAGUUGUCCUGCAGUUUGAAGUGAGGCUUCAGAAUGGCCUUGAGUGUGGAGGUUCCUAUCUUAAGUACAUUCGCCUUCAGGAUUCCACGUGGGAUGCCAAGGAGUUUGAUAAUGAGACUCCUUACUCAAUUAUGUUUGGUCCUGACAAAUGUGGUUCAACCAACAAGGUGCACUUCAUUCUGAAGCACAAGAAUCCCAAGACUGGCAAGUAUGUUGAACAUCAUCUCAAGUUCCCACCAUCUGUACCAUAUGACAAGCUCUCCCAUGUCUACACGGCUAUCUUGAAGCCGGAUAAUGAGGUGAGAAUUUUGAUUGACGGGGAGGAGAAAAAGAAGGCAAACUUCCUGUCUGCUGAUGAUUUUGAGCCUGCCCUUAUCCCACCCAAGACCAUUCCUGACCCUGAUGACAAGAAGCCAGAGGACUGGGACGAGAGAGCUAAAAUCCCUGAUCCAGAUGCUGUGAAGCCCGAGGACUGGGAUGAGGAUGCCCCAAUGGAAAUCGUUGAUGAGGAGGCCACCAAGCCGGAAGGAUGGUUGGACGAUGAGCCUGAAGAAAUUGAUGACCCUGAAGCUGCCAAGCCUGAAGAUUGGGAUGAUGAGGAAGAUGGUGAAUGGGAGGCACCAAAGAUUGACAACCCCAAGUGCGAAGAGGCACCUGGAUGUGGCGAGUGGACAAAGCCUAUGAAACAGAAUCCUGCUUACAAGGGCAAGUGGCAUGCACCUCUGAUUGACAACCCCAACUACAAAGGAGUGUGGAAGCCCCAAGAGAUCCCCAACCCUGACUAUUUUGAACUAGACAAGCCUGAGUUUGAUCCAAUUGGAGCUAUUGGGAUUGAGAUCUGGACAAUGCAAGAUGGCAUUCUUUUUGACAACAUUUUGAUUGCUGAUGAUGAGAAGGUUGCCAACUCUAUCCUAGAGAAGACAUGGAAGCCCAAAUAUGACCUUGAGAAAGAAAAGGAGAAGGCUGAGGAGGAGGCUGCUGCAGGUCCUAGUACUCUUUCUGAUUUACAGAAGAAGGUUUUUGAUGUUCUUUACAAAAUUGCUGACAUUCCAUUCUUGGAACCUUACAAGUCGAAGAUCAUUGAUGUAAUUGAGAAGGGUGAGAAGCAGCCCAACAUCACAAUUGGAGUUUUGGUGUCGAUUGUUGUCGUCUUUGUGACCGUGCUUUUCAAGAUCCUGUUCGGCGGCAAGAAGCCAGCAGCGGUCCCUGUGAAGCCUGCUGCUGUCUCCAAGAAGCCUCAGCCUGCUACGACAGACGCAGCUGGAAGCAGCGGCGCCGAUAAGGAGGAGGAGAAAGAGGACGAGAAGGAUGGAACUGCCGCCCCACGCAGGAGGUCCCGGAGGGAGACGUAGAUUUCAGUCUUGUUUUGACGCCUUAUGUCAGCUGUUUGUGGCACCUGCUUUUUUGAGAAUUUAGCUUACUAUUUUGAGUGUAUAAUAGGAUACCUUGGACACCUCUGCUACUUUCCUGCUGAUGAUUUUCCAUCCCCAGUUUAGAUGUUAGCCCUCCAUGUUCGGUUGUUUUGUGACUUUUGUGAGAUUAAACUUGAAGGAGUCUCUCAGAUCAGUUAGCUGGAUGUUGUAAGACCAAAUGCAAAUGAAGUUCACUUCUACCCGUUGAAUCUGUA